Molecule: messenger RNA, 996 nt
Organism: Tupaia belangeri chinensis (Chinese tree shrew)
Lineage: Eukaryota; Metazoa; Chordata; Mammalia; Scandentia; Tupaiidae
Gene: OR5AU1
Product: olfactory receptor family 5 subfamily AU member 1
Exons: 2
Coding region: 1-996 (331 amino acids)
Biological process (GO): G protein-coupled receptor signaling pathway
Cellular component (GO): membrane
Molecular function (GO): G protein-coupled receptor activity; olfactory receptor activity
Source: RefSeq, a predicted model, not a curated record
AUGGGAGGGGCAAAUCUGAGUCGAGGGGUUGAGUUCGAGCUCUUGGGCCUCACUAGUGACCCUCGGCUGCAGAGGCUGCUCUUCGUGGUGUUCCUGGGCAUGUACAGCGUUACUCUGCUGGGGAACCUGGUCCUGUUUCUCCUGAUCCACACGAGUGCCACGCUGCACACACCCAUGUACUCCCUCCUGAAGAGCCUCUCCCUCUUAGAUUUCUGCUACUCUUCCACCAUUGUCCCUCAGACCCUGGUGAACUUCUUGGCCAAGAGGAAGGUGAUCUCCUAUUUUGGCUGCAUGGCUCAGAUGUUUUUCUAUGCGGGUUUUGCCACCAGUGAGUGCUAUCUCAUCGCUGCCAUGGCCUAUGACCGCUAUGCUGCAAUUUGUAACCCUCUGCUCUACCCAGCCGUCAUGUCUCCCGAGGUCUGUGCCUCUCUGAUUCUGGGCUCCUAUGGUGCAGGAUUUCUCAAUUCUCUUAUCCACACGAGCUGUAUCUUCAGUCUGAAAUUCUGUGGUGCUCACGUGGUUACUCACUUCUUCUGUGAUGGACCACCCAUCCUGUCACUGUCUUGUGUGGACACUUCCCUGUGUGAGAUCCUGCUCUUCGUUUUUGCUGGUUUCAACCUUUUGAGCUGCACCCUCACCAUCUUGAUUUCCUACUUCUUAAUCCUCAUCACUAUUGUGAGAAUGAGCUCCACUCAGGGCAGAUUCAAAGCAUUUUCUACCUGUGCGUCCCACCUCACCGCUGUCUGCCUUUUCUUUGGCACGACACUUUUUAUGUACCUGCGCCCCAAGUCCAGCUACUCCCUGAUGCAGGACCGCACUGUUGCUGUGAUUUACACAGUGGUGAUCCCAAUGUUGAACCCCCUAAUCUACUCUUUGAGAAACAAGGAUGUGAAGGAAGCUUUAAGAAAGCUUUGGGGGGCCAGCAGGGCACAGAAACUGUACUGGCUCUUCAAAGGACAGCUUCUCAAGCCACCUCUAUGGUGUGGAGACAAGUAG